This is a messenger RNA of Pelobates fuscus (common spadefoot toad), 2521 nucleotides long. RefSeq names its product receptor-interacting serine/threonine-protein kinase 2-like. Lineage: Eukaryota; Metazoa; Chordata; Amphibia; Anura; Pelobatidae. Gene Ontology annotation, molecular function: ATP binding; protein serine/threonine kinase activity. The transcript is spliced from 12 exons. Gene Ontology annotation, biological process: protein phosphorylation; regulation of apoptotic process. The record is from RefSeq and is a predicted model, not a curated record. Bases 329 to 1828 code for a protein of 499 amino acids.
GUGCGUGUGUAUGUGUGCGUGUGUGUAUAUACUGCAUUGUGUGAUCUCUGUAUUCGAAAUAUAAUGUCUUCAGCUGAGAUUCUAUUUUCUUUUCUGCUAUCGGAUUGUCAGAUGCGGAGACGGUUAAAAUAAUUAGAAAAUCGGAUCGCUUGGAAAAUACGUUUCUUUAUCUCUUGGCUUGAAAUCCAACAACCGAUUCACAGUACCACUAAGAGGAUCUGGCUAAGAUUCUCGAACAAACUCCUGAUGUUUCUGUGAGACUCUGUGCGAUCAACAGUAGCCGGCCUCCCAUAAUCAUUGUACUUCUGACACCUCGCACUGAGCAGGGAUGUUCAACAACAAUCCAGCCGUCAGAUUUGGGAGGAAAUGUCAGCUAGUGCAAACAAGCUCUGAUAUUGCAUUGCGGGUCAGCUAUGGACCUAAUGGAUUGAACGCCUUUUUUAAAUACUUAACUUCUGCAGGACUGGAUGAGAGGCAACGCCAAGAGAUACUCGAGCAUGUUGAACGUAUGCGGCAGAUAAAAUCUGAGCGCCUGGCUCCCAUAAUUGGCACGUACCAAAAUGGAAAUACUCUGGGGAUCCUGUUGGACUGGAUGUCAAAUGGCUCAUUGCAUGCUCUAAUCUACCAGCGAGACCUGUAUCCAGUACUGCCACCAUUUGUGUGCGUGCAGAUCCUGGCAGAUGUCGCCGAGGGACUGUGUCACCUGCACAGUUUAUCUCCUCAAUUCGUACAUCAAGCACUUAAACCAAGCAAUAUCCUUCUGGAUGGAAAGUACCGUGCAAAGGUUUCAGACUUUGGGAUGGAAUCAUUGCGACAUUUGACCUCUAACGAAAUCAAUCAGCAAUGCCGGGUAUAUCUGUCUCCGGAGAGGCUGCAGGGAUAUGAACCAUCCACAGCAGACGAUGUUUACAGCUUUGGGAUGACAUGUUAUGAAACGUUUAGAAGGCAGCCCCCAUUUCGUGGUGAAGAAAAAGAAUACCCCUUGAAGCUGGAGACAGGGAUUACAAGGGGCCUUCGACCACAGCCGGGCAUGGACAUUCUUCUAAAGGCCACUAACAUGUCCUGUGCUCAACGUGCAAGUCUAGUUGAGCUUGUCAACUGUUGCUGGCAUCAGAAUCCUAAAAUGAGACCUUCAACGGCAGAUUGCCUGGGCUUUCUCAGAAAAAUCCAGCAAACUUUCUCGGUUGAGGAGAUGGAGCAAUCGGUGAAUUCACUCCAAAAACACAAGGAGAUGGCAGAGAAGGCAUUCCAAAGCCCAGUACAGGAAUAUGAUAUCUCAUUUUUGGAUUUUUAUUGCUCGAUGGUCAGCGGCAAAACUGUUCAGAGAAACCGAACCCAGAGCACACCUGAGGAAAGUCACAGAGGAGCCACACAGAUUAAAUCGCAAAGAAGUGCCAGCCUACCUUGUCCUAGUUCAGUGCAAUCUGUGCAGACCAGUAGUCCCUCACUUCCUCUUGCCAACCAUAUGAACCGCACCAGCCUUCCCUGUGAAAAUGCCAGGCACCACAAUAAGUUCAACUUGACAAGAGGCUGCUCACACCAUGAGCCAAGAUCAGGAGGCCCCUCAAGGCCUCCAAAUCAUGUACAGAACAGAAACUCAACUAAAACACUGAUUGAAAUCAGAGAAAGUCUUGUGCAAGAUAUGACCGAGGGAAAACUGAACCGGCUGUUGGACAUCUUGAGGUCCUCCCAGAUCUUCUCCAGAGAUGAGUAUGAGGUUAUCAAUUCAAAGAUCACCUUAACAAACAAAGUAAGACAAUUCUUGGACAUCUGCUGUGAAAAAGGCGAGGAGGCUUCACGCACAGUUCUACAGAGCCUCUCUGUAUGAUGUAGCAACCUAUAAAACCCAACAUGAGGUGGACUACAAUCCGACAAGUUGAACCAUUCACAUGCUUUUUAUAAAUGGAUAUAAUUUGGAAGGCCAUCUCAGCUGGGGCAGGAUUCCUCUAUUAUUGAAGGUGUGUUGAGUAGGAUACCUAUACCCCCUUCGGACGAGAUCAACUAAAAUAUUUAAAUGGCGGAAAAAACAACAACAUGGUGGUGCAUGAUAGAGUGGGUAAAGCAGUAAAUAAGCUGAAAACAUAUGUUAUUUCAUUGUCCUGGUUUCAUGGCCAAAGGAUUCGUUGCUGUCUGCGUUGAACAAUAAGGUCUUCCAUAUGUGUGCAAAUUAUUUGACCAUGGAUUCCUUGCAAAACUGGCAGGAUGAGGAUCUGAGAAGAGACUUGGCCUUGUGACAGCCACAAUAUGGUGUUGUGCCUGACAUUUCACUGUAUGUUCCACAGACAGGUAAUAAUUGAUAGAUCCCUAGUGGAUUAUUUCAUUGGAAAUAUUUUCCGUUUCCAAGGCUCAUGUUACAUUUGUGUAUAACAGUGCUUUUGUCAUAUAAGUCUAAUGUAUUUUUUUUACCACCUGUUCCAAACGGACUCUUUGCUUUUUGAUCAGUGGUAUUACUGCCUAUCAUUUAAAAUAGCAGCCUUGUUUUAACAGGUUAGAGGGCAAUUUAAAUUAAAUAGCUUGAGUA